This is a messenger RNA of Ceraceosorus bombacis, 2124 nucleotides long. Lineage: Eukaryota; Fungi; Basidiomycota; Exobasidiomycetes; Ceraceosorales; Ceraceosoraceae. The record is from the annotation of a GenBank genome assembly.
AUGUCCGCCCGACGUGCAUCCACUGGCAGCGAUGCUAGCACUGACUCCUCCACAUCUGUCGAUCGGGCUGGGACUCCAUCAUCCUUGUCGACGAGCUCGUCUCAGGAGCUAGUCAUCAUUCCUACCGAUGCUGCCAAUUCUCACCCACUGGACACUUCAUCACUGCACUCCGUGUCUAGCGACGAGAGUAGUCAAACCUCACCCUUCGCUCGUGUAGAGCAUCCUACUCGCAAUGCAUCCACCGCUGAUCAUCCGGUCACAGAUGCUUUGCUUUCGCCAACUAUGACGUCCUCCUCGCGAACUCCAUCCUCAGGAUUUAUGGAUGACGAUACUGGCCUGAGCGAUGUCUCAAGCCUAGACAAUGACGACUUUGAGCUGGUCGAACGCAGCGACAGGCCAAGCCAUGGCGCCAAUCUCGUCGACUCGUAUAUGGGCUCGUCCAGCGUCUCGCACCCAUGGGCCUCAAAUGAGGAUCUGACGAUUCAGACGACACCCUUGCCAAUCCUUUCGACAUCCGCUUCAGCCGCUUGGUCGGAAGUGGAUGCGCUGGAGACUAGGCUCGAGCACACGCACGAGCUGUUCCGUGAACGCAAGGAUCCAGAUGCGAGUCAAGAUAUUGGGACGCCUGUUGGAACCUCGUCGACCUUCCCAGACUCCGCGCACCCAGCUACAAGGUCAGAUUUCCUGCGCUCAUCGAGCAAUGCGACUUUGCUCGUCAAUGCCCUCGAGCGAGCGGCCAAAUCGACACAUCCUUUCGAAGCAGCAAGCCUGAACACAUCCACUUUGCUCCCUUCAGAAGACACAUCUCGCCUAAUGGAUGGCCGCCACUUUCAAUUCCCUGAUCCGACGCUUCUGCAUCAGCUCGGUCAAAAGUCACCAGCUGUUGUCGCAGGCGCAGGAAUUGACAACGACAGCGAUGAAACAUCCGAACGCUUGGCAGAAGCAGCGGGCUCUCAAUGGCGUUCGUCUUCCGAAAACUCUUCCCCAGGGGUCUUAGCUGCACGUCUCAAGAUGGCGCGCUCCCUGAUUGGGGCCGUCACACACUCUGCCUCGUCCAUUAAUGUCUUUUACCUCGGACGUGAUCCCGGAGCCACGUACAGCCAAUUGGUCUCUAACACCAUCAAGACGAGUGCCAUGACUGCCGUCGCAGCUGCUGACGAGAAAGACUUCACGUCGAUGCGUCAAACAUCUUCUUCACCUCUGACUUUCCACACAGUACCGUCAGACGAAGGUGGACAAGGCAAUGUCAUGGUGCGCUGCAGUUCGGUCGACUUCGUCAGUGGCAGAACAUUGCAGGUGAGUUUUGAGUCUGUUGAGAGUGUACGGCCGCCUUUAAAAGCUGACUUGACUGCAUCUCGUGUCGCAGGUCAAAGAAUUCUUCUGCCUCAGGUCUUUGUCAUUCGAACCGGGCGAAGAGGCUCAGAUGCAUUCUUGGCUGCAGGUUGAUGGCGCUAUGCACCUUCUCGACGGUAGCGGACUCGUGGUCUGCUUCCUGGAGAAUGGCGAAUCUCAGCAGUCACUUGCGAUCGAUCUGGCAGCAUUGCUCCACAAGCACUACUCUCGCGCGAGAUUAGGCAAAGAUUCGCAAGCUGCAACUCGAAGUCAUCCGCAGCCUCACUUGCUGCCCAUCGUCGCACCUAAACUUGCAUCCAAUCUAGACGACGCCGACACACCCUCCGCUUCUUUGCUUGUGAGCCCUCAACGAGAUGAGAAUAUCUCAAGCGCAAGAGCUUUCACGGAAAACAACAUCGCCCAGAACCUUGGGCGCUUCCUGCAGCUGCGCCGCAUCAGCGAGGAGUGGUCAAGCGCGCUGGAUCGAACGCGCCAGCUCUUGGCCGAACGCUCUGGGGCAGACGUCACUCGAGGAUCUGGAUUGUUCGUGGUAAUUUGCUCCCAGAGCGUGCUGGAUUCUGACGACGGUUGGGCUGGACGUGCGGUGCAUCAGGUGGCGGACACAACGAAGCGGACAAGGGAGACCGAGCGUCGUUCUUGGCUCACAAAGUCCUCGGCCUGGCUCACAGUCAGCCCUGCACUUUUGGCCACGACCUCAAGGACUUCUCGACCUACCUCAACAGAGCAGCGAGCUAUCGCCAAUGGAAAGGCCUGGCAACGCAUCGUCGCUGA